UUGACUGCUUUCAUUUUCCUUCUUUUUUUUCCUUCAACGCGUUGUGGGAAUUGGGACGGAUCUGAUUACCUUUCGUUCUCCCAUGUAUUUGCCCCGACAAUCGUGAUUUUGUUUUGUUCUGUAUCUCAGAUCUGAUCCGCUUGCUUCCCGGCUUACACCACUCGCAGGCUUCCAACCGAACCGUGGACAUGCCUCACCACGCUCCGUCGACAUGCCUCAGCAACAAACCGCACGACAACCGUGUCUCAGAUGCCGCCGUUCAUUUUAAUGGCUGCUUGCCUGCCGCGAGGUUGGGGCGCUUCUACGACAGCCUCAACCCAGAAAGCCAGCAGCGGAUCGCGCGAAUCAACGAAAAAGUCGCCAGCCUCCGCGUCCGUCUCGAGACAACGGAACGUGACUCCACGGCUGGUGCUCGCCUCAGAGAAUGCAAGCACGCCAUGGCUCAAUGGCGCGCUGCCACUGGCCGCUCGUCCCAGCCGCACGCCGCGGCGUCCAAAUCUGGUCCGGCUUCACGAUCACAAACUCCGGCAACCCCUGCGUUUGGUGGAGCCACCCACCCGGCCGACAUACACACCAAAGCGUCUGUCAUGUAUUUCAAGAACGGGCAACCAUGUGAUGUGCCUGACCUCGCAAAAAGCUUCCCACACCAGAAGAUUCCCAUGGCGGAUUUGCUAUGCGAAGACGAGACGAGAAACCCAAUCAUGAAGCCGGCCGAGGACAACGUCGUCCGUUAUUUUCAUCUUCCCGCCAACAACAUGGCUUGGGUGGAAGAGGUCAUAGCCCGUUACUACCGUGAGAAGCGACCGGAACCGGGGGGUCUUUUCCACAACGGCGGAUCUCGGGGUCCCGAAUCAAAAACCGAGAUGGUCCUUCAGCCCGGAUACUGGAGGGGUCAACAAAACUUCGACGCGAAUUCCGAAGUCCACGCUAGGCAUAUGAGGCCUUUCUGCUCGGGCAUCUCACUUGACUCAGUCAGCUCCGAACCAAACCCUAGAAACAUGGUGUUAUUCAUGCCGUAUCUGCACUGGGAAACGGACCGGGGACGGGUGCGGUCUGCCGAGAUCACCAAAGAAGCGGGCAAGCACAAUUUGAGCUCCAUCGCCGAUGUGAUCAAAGAGGCGAAACAUCAGUUAUCUCACACUCAGACGGGAGACACAAUUGCUGCCCCUGAAUGGGCACCGCAACCAUCCCCUCCUGCAUUUGGAAACGUGGACAAGAAGGUGGCUCUCGGCCAGGCCCUCCGUGCCGCUGCUGCGUUGCUCGAGGCCAUGGAUUCGCAUAUGGAGGAGCAGCUCACGAUGCAGUAUCUGCACGCUGAACCUCCGAUGCAUCCCAGACGGACACUCGAUCAGGCUUAUUAUGGCGCUUUAAGGAGCACCGGCACCAGGGACAGAGAUCAGGUGGUGUACCGAGGGACCACCCCCCAGCCACAUGAUUGUAUCGGAAUGGACGCCUGCCCUCAGUGCAACGAAGACAUUCGAAAGACGCCGCGGAUAUUGAUGGUGGAUCAACUGUGGUUAUGGGUGCUUGAUGAGAAGACUGUUAUCACUAGUUUCCCACGCCGGUGGAGUAGGAACAGACCCGACCCCUCGGCCAUCCACAAGAGCCUACGGAUACGCCUCCGAAAUGCGCGCCACGGUGAGAUAUCAUCGGCGUAUGACCUUGCUCUCGUCAUCGUGGAUGAAACCUCGCGCGUCUUCUUCGACAGAACCAAAAUCAGCACAAAACAGCCCAACCUCGUUGAGCUCUUCAACGCCGCCAUCCGAGAUCUAACAUACAAGCAGACGGCGGCAUUCGACCAAUUCCUCAUUUACACGCACCUGGCCUCUCGUGAUUACAAACGCCAGCGCCAUGUCUCGACGGAUAACUCGUCACAAAAUCACUUGUUGAACAUCAAUCCGGAGGGCGAGCUACUCAAGGAGGUCAAGGAUAUCAUGGAUGAGCUCUACAUCAUGAUGCGCAUCAAGGAGCAGCAGCAGAGCGUAAUGGAGAGCUUUGUCAAGCACAUUCGGCGUGUUAUCACGCCACUUGCCCGCUCACACCGGCCCGCCGUAGCUCCCAUACCCGCUCCAUGGGACGUCGCAGCACUCGAGCUCAACAGCCCCUACACCGAUGACGUAGCCCACUUUCGCGAGGAAGAUCAACGCCAAAGCGCCAAGCGGACCCUCACCAAAGCCGACAUGCUCCUGCAAGACGUGGACGAACGCAUCGAAGAGCUCCGCGCCCUCCUCCAAAACGCCCGAAACACAUCCGUCGCACUCAAAGACCUGCUCACCCUCAAACAGCAACAAGCCGGCGUGAUCGAGGCGCGCGAAGCCGUCAAGCAGGCGCAACUAACCCUCAAACAGGGCCAGUCCAUCAUGAUCUUCACCAUCGUGACCAUCAUCUUCCUCCCGCUCUCCUUCUGCGCCUCCCUCUUCGGCAUGAACGCCGCCGAGCUCAGCACCGACGCCCUCCUCCCGCUCGCCACCGAGCUGCGGCUCAUGUUCCCCAUCUCGGCGGGCAUCAUCCUCGCGUCCUUCCUUUUCGCCUUCUCGAGCGGCGUGUUUGCGAAUAGUGGGGUGGUGCUGGUGCGCAGCGCGGUGAGCUUCGUGUGGAACACGGCCGUGACGUGGGUGGUGGUCAAGACGGGCCUGUACGUGGUGGGGCGGGAGAUGUUGAUUAAAGCGAAUAGGCUGCGGGAGAGGGAGGGGACGGUUACGGGGGCGAUGAAGGCCGAGGUGCUGAGGCGGGAGAAGAAUAUGGAGAGGAUGCGGGCGGCGGGCCAUGUGAAGGCGCUGGCGCGGCAGAGGGGCCCUGGUGCGGGGAGAGGGGGGAGGGGGAGCAGUGAUGGGGAGGGGGCUGGAAUGGUGAUGAGUCCGUUUGGCGAGGGUGCUAUUCCGGGAAGUCCGAGUCCGUUUUUGGGUGGCUCAAGAGAGAGUGUGGUGGAUCAUGAUGUUGAGUUGGGGGAGAGGGUGUCGCGGAAGCCGAGUUCUCAAGUCCAUCUCGUUUCGGGGAGAUGAUAGGAGAGAUGAAAAGAGAAGAAAGGGAUCGGCAAUCAGUCUGGACUACCUAAUAACGUGAAACUUAGCAUCUUCACUCCCAAUGUUCGCUGGGCACCCUUCCCUUUCGCAGUGGCUUGGCGUUUUCCCCCUAUUUUACAGAAUGCCCGUUGGGCCGUUUCCAUGCUUUGGCGGCAGGCAGAGAGCACAGAGAAUGGAACGUGACCAUUACUCCACAGGCCUUCUUACUGGCCGGAGAACUGGGAAUGAUUGGCUUGGGGGCUCGUUCAU
Messenger RNA from Chaetomium fimeti, 3272 nucleotides. RefSeq lists its product as uncharacterized. Gene Ontology annotation, cellular component: membrane. Bases 189 to 3002 code for a protein of 937 amino acids. Gene Ontology annotation, biological process: metal ion transport; transmembrane transport. Gene Ontology annotation, molecular function: metal ion transmembrane transporter activity. The record is from RefSeq and is a predicted model, not a curated record. The transcript is spliced from 3 exons. NCBI's taxonomy places the organism in Eukaryota, Fungi, Ascomycota, Sordariomycetes, Sordariales, Chaetomiaceae.